AGCAUCAAGCAAUGAUAUACAAGUACUUGGUGGCAGGUCUUCCUGUGCCACCUGAUCUUGUUGUUCCUAUUCGUCGUAGCUUUGAAGCCAUCUCAGCUAGGUUCUUUCAUCAUCCCAGCUUGGGCUAUUGUUCCUAUUAUGGGAAGAAAUUUGAUCCUGAGCCAGGAAGGUGUAGAAGGACUGAUGGAAAGAAGUGGAGAUGCUCAAAAGAUGCAUAUCCUGACUCCAAAUAUUGUGAGCGGCAUAUGCAUCGAGGCCGCAACCGUUCAAGAAAGCCUGUGGAAUCUCAAUCUACUUCCCAGUCCUUGUCGACUAGUAUGUCACAAAUUACAACUGGGAGCAGCAAUACAAGAGGAAGUUUCCAAAAUAGCAGCAGUGGAAGCUUCCAAAACAUGCCAUUAUAUUCUGUUGCUAAUUCAGGGAAUUAUGGAAGCACUGCAACAAAGCUGCAGAUGGAGCCUGUCUCCUAUGGAAUAGAUAACAAGGACUAUAGGUAUCUCCAUGGAAUUACUCCUGAUGCUGAUGAGCACAAUUUAUCUUCAGAGGCUUCUGCUACUGUCAGAAGUUUAGGGAUGGGGACCAACACAGACAGUACCUGGGUAUUGCCUUCUCAAGUUUCUUCAAGCCCCAUGGCGAGAUCAAAAAAUGAUUCUCAGCUGCUGGGUAGCUCAACAGAGAUGCAUCUACCUAAUCUACUUGAGCCUAUGAUUGAUGCAACAAUUUCAAAACGACGACACCAGCAUUGCUUCUUUGGCAGUGACAUUGAUUCACCUGGAACAGUAAAGGAGGAGCAGCAUUCAAUGCGCCCUUUCUUUAACGAAUGGCCCACUGCUAAAGAAUCGUGGUCCAACCUCGACGAUGAGGGAUCCAACAAAAACAAUUUCUCCACAACACAGCUCUCCAUAUCCAUUCCAAUUGCUCCUUCCAACUUCUCUUCAAGGAGUGCUUGCUCCCCAAAUGAUACUUGAGGGAAGCUGCCGCUGUAUAAACUCCAAGCAGUUUGGUGCUAUGCAGAAGAACAGACAGGCUAGCGCUAAUCCGACAUCUGCUUGUAUGAGCUAUAUAUAAGUAACCUUUAUGUUCCUGGAACAUUGAGUUGUUCUACGUCUUUGUGGUUGAUUGUCUAAUGUCAACAAUGUUUUAAGAAGAAAAAAAAUUAGUUUUCUUCGAAUGCUGCUCAUGUUUAUUGUCGAAAAUAAAUGUGUUUUACCAGCCAUUCUGCUGGGGUGAGAUGAUUACUCUGUGAUUUAAGUUGUAGAUUUGAUUUCUUUAGGUGUAUUGGUGCGAUUUUAUAUCGUUUACUCGAAGAAACUUUGUUACAGUCUCCA
Molecule: messenger RNA, 1328 nt
Organism: Solanum tuberosum (potato)
Lineage: Eukaryota; Viridiplantae; Streptophyta; Magnoliopsida; Solanales; Solanaceae
Product: growth-regulating factor 4-like
Exons: 4
Coding region: 12-968 (318 amino acids)
Biological process (GO): regulation of DNA-templated transcription; developmental process; DNA-templated transcription
Cellular component (GO): nucleus
Molecular function (GO): ATP binding
Source: RefSeq, a predicted model, not a curated record